AUGUCCGAUGGCUUGCGUUCGCAGGGCAACUGGUGUUGGCAGCAGGCUUUCAGAGCCCCUAUGGAGGAUCGGGGCGUGGCACUGGGGGAGCCAAGCACAACAGUGGCACAGCAAAGCCGUGGGCGUGGCUUGAAUGUUAAUGUCAUGCAGGAGACCCACGCUGCAGGUGUUUCCGCUGCUCUCGAGCAUGCUUGGAGUGUCUCAGAGGAGGAUGCUGCCGGGGCAGGUAUUGGCGCUGACGACAUCCGCAACGAUGCUGUUUCUGCAGCUAGCCCUGCCAGUCGGCUUGAUUCGAGGAGCCCUGCCGAAGAUAUUUCGCCUAGUUGCGCUUUGGCGCAGUUGGACAGUGAUAUUUCAUUAAGUGGUGCUGAUACACGCUGUGACUGGCCGAGUCAAUUUGGCUGGGGUUGGCCCGUCCAAGACAGGCAGCCAGCUAGGGAUGCAGUGCUGUCCUAUGGACCGUGGCGUUCUACAGCGGGCCGCAUCCACUACGCAUGCCGGGUGUACGCAGACGCCGUUGCUGAACCUCGACGCGCAACAGCAGACGCCUUCCUGGCGCCUGUGGAGAUGUGGCAGCGCUUGCGUCUGCCGGGCAUUCUGGAGAGAGCACUUGACGAAUCUGCAAGGCCCGUGGCCUUGGACCUGCCUUUUCACGGCUCCGGCGUUACCCUGUAUCGGACGCAAUCCUCCGGUGUCUAG
This is a messenger RNA of Symbiodinium natans, 699 nucleotides long. Lineage: Eukaryota; Dinophyceae; Suessiales; Symbiodiniaceae. The record is from the annotation of a GenBank genome assembly.